AUGUUCCGAACCUACGCUGUGCUCGGCUCCCUAGCCCUCGCCGCCUUUAUCUACCCUGUCGCCGCUCUUCCUCUUGAACCCCGGGACCCUCAGCAACAAAACCCUGGCUCUCCCGGCAUCAACAUCCCCCCAUCGAACAACCAACCCGGCUUCAACCUCGGGCCUGGAGGCUUCAACUUUGGAAACCCCGAAUCCGGGGGCGGUGGUGUUAGCCUGGGUCCUGACGGUUUGAAGAUCAGCCCCGGCAACGGUCAACCCGGAAUUACUGUGGGCACUGGCCAACCUGCCCAGCCAGCUCCCAAGCCACCCCGCCGUGUUCUCGAUGAUCAAGACCUGAAGGGUGAGGAUGAUUAG
Pyricularia grisea is the source of this 354-nucleotide messenger RNA. RefSeq lists its product as uncharacterized. Bases 1 to 354 code for a protein of 117 amino acids. The transcript has a single exon. The record is from RefSeq and is a predicted model, not a curated record. NCBI's taxonomy places the organism in Eukaryota, Fungi, Ascomycota, Sordariomycetes, Magnaporthales, Pyriculariaceae.